UCUGGCCCCGCCACUUGAAAAGUCGUAUUUCCUUGACCUCAUCGAGCUACGAUGGCAGACCCUACGAAUUCCGCAACAUUAGGUAAUUCUUUGCUCUCGCCUUUUACAACCCAAGAGCAAAUGCAAGGACGAUAUGAUUUACCGUUUUUUGACACAGCGGGCUGGGACUCAUCUUUCAUGGAUUGGAACUCUAAUUCAGGUAUCGAUCAAACGGCCAUGAGCUUAAACCCUCAAGCUCUCGUAUCCAACCCGGCACUUGGGAAUACGACUAUUUCGGAAGGGGACAUGAAUGUUGGGAAUAGCGUAAAUCCUCCCGAAUGUGGGAAUUUCAGUCAAGACAUUGAACAGAAAAUGGAGGAUCGGUAAGCUAAUUUAUCUUUGCUAGCAACAGUCGCUAAUAAAUUAUAGUUUUCAAGACAUUCAAAAGAAAAUAGACGACCAGUAAGUCGGUCUAUCUCUGUUGGUGACAGUUGCUAAUAAGUGGCAGCUUUAAGGAAGAGAAGAGGUAUUCUUCAGCUUUCCCUAGAUUAUUGACCUGCCUAACAUGACUCAGGGAGCGUGAAAUGUUAGCCGAGAUGUUGACUGAGAGGGUAACAAACAAACUGGAGGUGGUUAUCAGGGACCACUAUGAAGUGAUGGAUGAUUUGGGGAAAGCUAGUAAAACGUAUAGAAGGAUGAUGGACUGUACUGUGAAACUUGUUGACGAGGUAGAACAAAAAACUGGAGUCAACGGUCUAUCUAGGAUAGUUAUCUCGGAUAUCUGA
Molecule: messenger RNA, 764 nt
Organism: Hymenoscyphus albidus
Lineage: Eukaryota; Fungi; Ascomycota; Leotiomycetes; Helotiales; Helotiaceae
Source: the annotation of a GenBank genome assembly